Micropterus dolomieu (smallmouth bass) is the source of this 1607-nucleotide messenger RNA. RefSeq names its product BTB/POZ domain-containing protein KCTD12-like. Bases 722 to 1573 code for a protein of 283 amino acids. Gene Ontology annotation, molecular function: protein binding. Gene Ontology annotation, biological process: protein homooligomerization; regulation of G protein-coupled receptor signaling pathway. NCBI's taxonomy places the organism in Eukaryota, Metazoa, Chordata, Actinopteri, Centrarchiformes, Centrarchidae. The transcript has a single exon. The record is from RefSeq and is a predicted model, not a curated record.
GUUACAGUCCUUACACUGACAGAGGAGCUGUGGGACGUAACAGCUGACCGCUGAUUUGAACCGCAAGUGAUGGAAAAGACCGAGACAUUUUCAGACAUCUACCUCGUCUCUCACCACACCGGUAUCGUCCUCCUUGUCUCGUGGAUGUACGUCUGCGGGACACCCACUGAUUUCACCAACUAUGGAUUGUUUAAUUGAAGUUGGGCCACCUGAUCCUGUUUGCGCUUUGACAACCGGCCAACAUUAGAGCAAGCUAAGUCGUUGUGGACAGUUGUGCAACUCGUGCAUUUCCUGCUCAGAUAACUGGUGUCAAAAGCAGAGAUUCAAUCUCAGGAUCUAUUUGCGCGUAAAAGGACGUGGACAGAACGUUUUCAUGCAACGCUGCCUGAAAUACAUCGCGCUAUGUUUUAGUAAUUAUGGGGAAAAUCUGUAGUUAGAAUAGAGGGUGUGUAUGUGUGACUGUUUUGUUUCUGCCGGCUUUGAUGCGAGAGUGGCGGCCAGCUUUUAUUGCGCGCACCAAUUGUGUGUUUAGCCGCUCCGUGACCACAGGCGAUCCAGCUCAGCAGGACCUGCAAUCUUUCAAAGGCAACAGGCCUCAGCAACCUCUGUGAAAGGUUUCACGGAAAAAUCAUUUUUCCAAGUCCUGUAAUUUCAACUUUCUCUCUAACCAAGAGAGUUUUUCAAGCUGCAUCGAAGUGCACCUUUGAGGCAGGAGUAAGCCAUGGCUUUACCAGAUAGUGGCAUGUCUGGGGAGGAGGUACCCUUCCCAGAGAUUAUAGAGCUCAAUGUUGGUGGCCAGGUGUACAUAACCCGCUAUUCUACUCUCACAAGUGUGCCUGAGUCCCUGCUGUGGGAGAUGUUCAGUCGGAAGUCAGCCAAAGGAUUGGCCAGGGACACCAAGGGUCGCUUCUUUGUGGACCGUGACGGCUUCCUGUUCCGAUACAUCCUGGACUACAUGCGGGACCAGCAGCUGGUUCUUCCAGACCACUUCCCUGAGCGUGGGCGUCUGCAGAGGGAGGCUGAGUUCUUCAACCUCCCCGAGCUUGUCAAACUACUAGCACCCAAAAUCAGCAAGCAGAACUCACUUGGCGAUGAGGGAUGUCAGAGUGACCCAGAGGACUCCUCACCUGGGUUUGACACGGCCCGUAAUCUCAGCUCCCUGGGUGCUGCUGCCGCUGCCUGUGCCAGCCUGGUGCCCGGUGCCAUGGAUGGCAAACGCUCUGGGUUCAUCACUAUCGGCUACAGAGGCUCAUACACCCUUGGCCGUGACAGCCACACCGAUGCUAAAUUCCGCAGGGUGGCAAGGAUCAUGGUGUGUGGGAAGACCUCUUUGGCCAAAGAGGUGUUUGGGGAGACGCUGAACGAGAGCCGUGACCCCGACCGCCCCCCUGAGCGCUACACAUCCCGCUACUAUCUCAAGUUCACCUUUCUGGAGCAGGCUUUUGACAAGCUGGCUGAUGCAGGCUUCCACAUGGUGGCCUGUAAUUCCACAGGAACCUGCGCCUUUGCCCAUGAGCAGACGGACGACAAGAUCUGGACCAGCUACACUGAAUAUGUGUUCUACCGUGAGUGAGACUACCGGCUUUGUUCCCCUGGUCCCCCACCCU